GGCGAAAGAUGGGUAGAGCACGCUGACCUCUGCCACAACACCCAUCAUGGAAGACUUCGGUGCGCUCGAGACCGGCAUCAAGUCCGCCCUCACAUCGACAACGCGCAGCGCAGUAUCGUUGGCGAACGAGGACAUUCCGUUUCAACGAUCACUCGACUCUGCUGUGGGACCGGCUCUGGACCAGCAAAAUGCACGCCUGCUAGGCCUCGCAGAGCGACUGAUCGGAGCUGCCACGUCGAAUACCGAGAUCACGCGACCGCCGAGGCUCAAGGACCUCGAAUCGGUGGAGGGUAAUUGGAGAGCUGUGGUCGAUGUGGUGGAUAGUCUGCUGGAGCGCGCAGAUACCGCGCUGGACGAGUUCACGGGCGCCGUGAAGAGGUUGAGUCCUGCAGCAGAAACACCAAAGAACGCGAAAUCGAGUCGCAAUGCACCGCAGCGCGACCAGCGCAUUGAGAAGCCACAGCUUCUAUUCGAGCAUGUGCCCACCAACAACGAUGAGGCGCCUUUCAAACCGCUUCUGGAGACCAAGCCCCAUGCGAAGGCGCCGCUGGAGAAAGAGCCGCGGAUAGCAGAGGGCGAGACUCAACCAACAUACCCUCACCCUUAUCAACACGAAAUCGAGAACUACGAAUACCCUGCGCGAAUAUAUCAGCAGAGUGAACCCAUCAUGUACCACCCAUUCGACGAGACGACAGCGACGUUCGUGGACACGGAAGAGGCGCUACAUGACAUGUUGGAAGAGUUGAAACAGGCAAAGGAAAUCGCAAUAGAUCUGGAACAUCAUGACAGCAGGUCGUAUAUCGGCAUAGUGUCGCUGAUGCAGAUCAGCACCAGAGACAAAGACUGGAUAGUGGACACACUCAAGCCUUGGAGACGGAAACUGCAGUGCCUGAACGAAGUCUUUGCGGAUCCGAACAUCAUCAAAGUCCUUCACGGCGCGUUCAUGGACAUCAUGUGGCUUCAACGAGAUCUGGGGCUCUACAUUGUUGGUCUUUUCGAUACACACCACGCUUCGCGAUGCCUGGGAUAUACAGGCGGUAGCUUGGCAUUCCUGUUAAAGAAGUUUGCCAACGUCGAUGCUCAAAAGCAAUACCAAACAGCUGACUGGCGAGUGCGACCCCUGCCGAAAGAGCUGUUUGAUUAUGCCCGCAGCGAUACACAUUUCCUACUGUACAUCUUCGAUAACAUGCGAAACGAGCUCAUUCAGAGGUCGAACUUCGAGCUGCCAGACCGCGAAGGUGAUAAGAUCUACGACGUCUUGCAGCGAAGCUCUGAGGAAGCAUUACAACGAUACGAAUACCCGAUCUACGAUGCGGAACUUGGUCAAGGCGUUGGUUGGUACAAGUUGCUUUCCAGGACACCGGCCCUACUUGGCAAGGAGCAGUUCUCGGUCUUCCGAGCUGUACACCAGUGGCGAGACCAGGUCGCACGAGAGCAAGACGACAGUACGCAUUACAUCAUGCCAAACCACCAGAUCUUCAGCAUUGCUCGCGGUAUGCCGACUAACAGACUGGCAUUGCUGGGAAUUGCGACGCCUGCCUCUCAAACGGUACGGUUACGCGCCGAUGAGCUUCUCAGUGUGGUCAUCAAAGCCAAGGAAGCUGGUAAAGAUGGGCCUGAGAUGAUGGAACUGCUGAACCAAGUCGAGCCACAGCGGCCGCGAAAGAUGCCGAGAGAAACUACAGCGUCGGCCUCACAGCCAGGAAUCGAGACUGCACCCAGUGCAUCUGCACUGAUCGUGUCUACAGACGUUCCGAUUCGAAGUACGGCUUCAUCAUUCUGGGGCGCGGCUUUCGAAAGCAGCGCGUGGGAUCACACACGAAGCGCGCCCACCGCAUCGGAGAUCUCAUUGGCUGUCCCAUUGCCCCCUCUGACGGCAGAGUCAUUCGCAGAUGCUUCAGAGAUUGAGCGACAGCAGCCGCAACGUGAGCCCACCCCGGAACCAGUACCUAGACAACAGGAGGAUGAUGUUUUCAUACUCAAAGACACGAGCAAGAAACGAAAACGUGCCACAGAACCCACAGAUGGAAUGGCUGCCAACUCCGAUGAGGUUGCUAUCGUGGAUGAGGCUUCAGUACGUGCGCAGCAGAAAGCGGAGAGGAAGGCAGCAAAGAGAGCUGCGAAGAUGGCGGCGAAGGCUGCUGGCGCUGAUGCAUCAGGCAAGGACGAAAUGCAAAACGGAGACGAUGAGGUUCCUUUCGACUAUGCCAGCGCACCAAGCAUACUGAAUGCACCAAGUGAGCGGAUGAGCGGAAAGGAUCGGAAGAAGUCUCAAAAGCAGGUGAACCCUUAUGCGAAGAGCAUGGAUGCUCCAAAGGGGCUACCUCGAAGUCAGAAGGAGAAAGCCGGAAGGAGUAUGACCUUCAAGAAGUGAUUUGGCAUCUUGCAUAGGUAUGUAGCAUUCAUUAGAGCGAUGAGCGCGGUUGGCACGCGCUAUCGACGCGUGGAGCGCGUUGCAAGUGAAGGAAGUUUGGUGCUGGCGGCCGCCUGCCUCACGUCGCAAAGAUGGCAGGAGCCGUUGCCUGCA
Messenger RNA from Cercospora beticola, 2527 nucleotides. RefSeq names its product exosome nuclease subunit RRP6 (gene RRP6). Gene Ontology annotation, biological process: histone mRNA catabolic process; exonucleolytic trimming to generate mature 3'-end of 5.8S rRNA from tricistronic rRNA transcript (SSU-rRNA, 5.8S rRNA, LSU-rRNA); TRAMP-dependent tRNA surveillance pathway. Gene Ontology annotation, cellular component: nucleolus; nuclear exosome (RNase complex). The record is from RefSeq and is a predicted model, not a curated record. Gene Ontology annotation, molecular function: single-stranded RNA binding; 3'-5'-RNA exonuclease activity; nucleotide binding. Lineage: Eukaryota; Fungi; Ascomycota; Dothideomycetes; Mycosphaerellales; Mycosphaerellaceae.